AUGGCACUUGCCCGGUCAAAGCUGAAGGCACCAGCUCUGUUUGUGUUUCUGCUGCCCCUCAGCUGUUCAGCUAGCCCGAGUCUGUACAAUACCUGGGCAACAACGACAUUAUGGGGUGUCUGCCCAAGCCUGUGAGCAAGGCGUAGAAACUUCACCCGUAUCAUCUGAAGUUUCUCACGGGUUUCGUCAUUCUCCUCGGCUUCCCCAUUGGCAAGGUCGUCUAAGACUUGAGUAUGGCGCAGAGGCAUGGAUCCAUUUGCCCUGGGUUGCUGAACCGAUCUUGAGGCAGGUUCUAGCAAGGGAGCAGAGGAACCCAGACCAGCUGGCUGGGAAGGCAGCGAAGGGCCCGAAGGCCUCCUAACUGAUGAAGAAAUAGCUGGUGGAGGCUGCGUGGUCGUUGUAUUCCUAUCAACACCAGAAGAGGUUGAACCUGACCCUCCUGCCAUUACAGAAUCUCUCUUAAUCUCUUCCUGCUCUCCAGAAUUUGCAUCCCGCUUUUCUCCCUGCUCUUGUGGCUUCUGUUCUUCACAAGGACCAGCAAACUGA
Molecule: messenger RNA, 546 nt
Organism: Spirodela intermedia
Lineage: Eukaryota; Viridiplantae; Streptophyta; Magnoliopsida; Alismatales; Araceae
Source: the annotation of a GenBank genome assembly